Molecule: messenger RNA, 2587 nt
Organism: Drosophila kikkawai
Lineage: Eukaryota; Metazoa; Arthropoda; Insecta; Diptera; Drosophilidae
Product: myotubularin-related protein DDB_G0290005
Cellular component (GO): extracellular region
Molecular function (GO): chitin binding
Source: RefSeq, a predicted model, not a curated record
UGCAUUUGGAUUAUAAAAAACUAAUACGACAUGUUGAGCCCAGAUUAUGCAAUGAUUGCCUUUCUAUUGGCAACGACACUUUGCUCCGGUUUCGCGCAGGCGCAGCUGCUCGACGAGGAUGAUGACCUGGCCUUCGGCAGACCCUGGCCCACCUACAGCCUGCAGAAUAUGCCCAAGACGCAGUUCACCUGCCAUGACAAGAUCCUAGGUGGUUACUAUGCCGAUCCGGAGACCCAGUGCCAGAUGUUCCACGUGUGCGUCAAGCUGCCCGGAGUGGGGCUCCUACACCGAAGAGUUAAUCCGUUUGUCCAACAGGUGCAGGACUACCGCUUCCUCUGCCCCAAUACGACGGCCUUUGACCAGGAACUGCAGAUCUGUGCCAACUGGUUGGACGUGGACUGCGACAAGGCCACCUCCCUGUACGACAACGGUCACCUGAACGAUUUGUAUCGCGGCGGGGACGACAAUAAGGCCGCCCACGAGGAGGAGGCCACCUUCCAUCUUCAGAGAGCCGAAAGUGGCGAUGUGCGGCGCUCUAAGGAGCACCACAAUGCCAGCCCCAACUCCAAUCGCGGCGUGGAGCACAAGUCACGCCCUCGCCACAAUUACGCCCAGACAGGUGGCGGCUCCAGCUCCAGCUCCAGUCCCAAUUUGGAGAUCACGCAACCCACCAAGCGACCCAUUUCCACCUAUUACACGCCGACCAUCUUGGGCAGCAGCUCCCCCGCGUCCACAACGACUACGACAACCACAUCGACCACGACGGAGCGUAGCUAUUACAACAACAACAAUUACAAUAACAACUACAGCAACAAUUACAGCAACAACAAUGACGACUCGAAGCAAGACGCAGAUGAUAUCUUCAAGGGUUCCCACAGCUCGCACUUCUUCUCCAACCGCCACGGCGGCCGGGAAUACGACGAGGAGCCCGCCCGCCCCAAGCCCAACGAUCUGAGUGACUUCCAACGCAAGACCACGCGGGUCACGCCCACCCGAGGCCAACGGGUAACUUCUGCUCCGAGCAGUCCCCUCACCGCCAGCACUGCUGCUCCCCCGGCAACUACCAAGUCCUUGAAGAAGAUCACCCUGCACGCCACUUUCAACACGGACUUCCUGGACAACUCGCCGCACGCCAAGACCACGGGCCAGAGCGUGGUGACUACGCCGCGUCCCAGCAGCAGCAUCACCAGCCGCUUCAGCUUCGGCUCCAGUGACUUCCCCACCCAGGAGCGCAUCCAGCCCACCACCUACAACCCGAACAGUGGAGCCUAUCGCCUCAAGACGACCACGCCACCACCUUACAGCUCCAGUUCCACCAAGGUAACGGGCAAGGGAGUGCAGGACUUUGACAAGCGCAGCAAGCCCACGGCGGCGGCGGUGCGAAAGCAGAAGCUGGGUCCCCAGGAGUCCAACUACAUCAACCAGAACGAGUUCGGAGAUCUGGCCAAGGGUCCCAAGCUGCAACAGCCGCAGCCCUUCCAGCUGGCCCAGAAGAAGCCCAACCAACUGGAGCCCCAUUACCAGCGCCACAAACCCCAGCAGCCGCAGGUAGUGACCAGGGUGGGCGCCCAGGAGCCCGCUCCCUUCUCGGCUCCCAGCUCAAAGCCGCGCUCGUUCACCAGCCGUGGCAGCAUCACCUACAAAGCCACCACAGAGCGUUAUGCCGACGAUGAGCUGCACUAUCCCACAACUCCUGUGACAGCUGCAUCCAGAGCCAAGGAGGCAUACACGCCCACCACCUUCCGACCCACCACCUACAAGAAGCCCUACGAGCAGAGCUACCAGGCGCAGGCUCACACACAGAUUACCCAUCGCCCCACGCCGGCGGCUAGCAAGAAGUUGACGUCGGCGGCGACACCGGCCCUGCCGACUACGGCGAAUCCCUACUACAAUGUGGACGAGGACGAUGGCCAGUACCAUCCGGAGCUGUACGAGAACGACUUCCCCCGCAAUCGCUUCAAGUUCCUGCGCAACCGAGGUGGCAGCUCUUCCACCUCAACGACCAGUGCCGCUCCGGUGGUAUCCAGCCGGCAGCCACAUGGCUUUCAGCAGGCACACAGCCACCUGAAGAGCCAGCAGCAAUCCGCCUACCAGAAGGAGCGCGAGCGUGAGCGCGAACGUGAACGGGAGUCGGACCUGAGCGACGAAGAGGAGCUCUUCAAGACUGCCCAGUCGCUGAACUUCGGGGCGGCCAGCAUCAACAAGCUGCGGGCGGACAUCUACAAGGCGGAGAAGAACUCACAGCAGUACAACUCUCAGUAUAGUCCGCAGCUGGCGUCAUCUAGUCCGCAGGCCAGCAGCUCCACUAGCACUUCCAGCACCACCACCAGUACCACAACGACCCGGCGACCGACCACGACUAGGAGCACUACCACCAGCACUACCACGACAGGAGCGCCCAUUGAGUCGAAGAAGUCGGCCAAGAGCAAAAAGGAGCAGCAUCAGCUGGACAAGGAGAAGAAGGAGAAGGAGAAGCCGGCCGGAAAGAGGCCCCCUCAUGCGGACGAAGACACCAGCUACGAUUAUGCUUACUACGAUACGGACUAGCCACUGGGCCACCAACUAACCAAUCACUUGCAGUACACAC